Molecule: messenger RNA, 1222 nt
Organism: Cuscuta epithymum
Lineage: Eukaryota; Viridiplantae; Streptophyta; Magnoliopsida; Solanales; Convolvulaceae
Source: the annotation of a GenBank genome assembly
CCGGCAGAUUAUGAACAGAUUUUGUAUAAGAUGUAUAUUGAGUGCGCUCAGGGAAGGAGGAGUGUAUCUGAAUAUAAAACUGAGUUUAUGCGUCUGUACGAACGCAACGAACUAGGCGAGACUGAGGGGCAGAGGGUGGCUCGUUACAUCAGCGGGUUAAAGAGCUCGAUACAGCAGAAAAUGGGUUUGCAGGCCGUUUGGAGUAUAUAUCACAGAAGCCUCUACGCCGGCCUUGAAGGCAGAACUGAUGGAGAAGUCUCCUAAAAACAUUCCAUCUUUUCACAAAUUUAUACCACCAAACAAUCAUGAGACAGUGACUGAUGAAGGGGAAAAGAACGUGGUGCCAAGAGAAACACAACCUUUAACUAAAGGAAGCAAUUCAGCGAGCAGUUCUAAUCAUGUACCCAACAAAACUCAUAAUCAAAAAGCACCUAACCCAUAUACCAGGCCCAUUGGAGAUAAAUGUUAUCGUUGUCAGGGUUACGAACAUAAGUCCAAUGUCUGUCCUUCCAGGAGAACUGUCGCCCUUGCUGAGUAUGAAAAGGAAGGGGAAACUGACGAGUAUGAAGGGGUCGAGUUUGCUGAAGAGGAAGUCGAGGAGAGAGUGAGUAUUGUGGUCCAACAUAUUUUGCUCUCAUCCAAAGAGGAGGGGCAGUGGAAGAAAUUGUUACGUGCUCAUUGCGCUAUUAAGAAUAAAUUGUGUAACCUUAUAGUUGAUAACGGAAGUACUGAGAAUCUCCCAGAAACUAGUGGAGUAUUUGAAACUGGAAACAGAACCACACAAGGAGCCUUAUGCCUUGGGGUGGGUGAGUAAGGGGUCACAGGUUAAAGUAACUCAAACGUGUAAGGUUCCUAUUUCCAUUGGAAGGCGCUACAAGGACGAGGCUAUGGAAAUGACACAUACAUUGACUUUUGAAUAUACCAACAAUAAUUAGAUUACAGCUAUUCAAGUAUUUGUACUCUUCGUAUACUCCCUCCGUUCUUUUUUAUUAGUCCCUUUAGGCUUUGACACGGGUUUUAAGAGGUAAGUAGUAGAGGUAAUGUAAAAGGUGUAAUGAGUAGUGGGUAAAUGAAAAAGUAGGAAAGAGAAAGGGGUAAUGGUAAUAAAAGUGCAUGGGGUAUAAAGGUAUAUUUAAAGUAAAAAUUUUCCUUAAAUGGAAAGGAGGAUAGAUAAAAAAAACAUCCCAAAAAGGAAAGGACUAAUAUUAAAGAACGGAGGGAG